CCAUCGCACAGAUUUGAGGCGUAGCUUGUAGUGUUUUUUUUUUUUUUUUUCCGUAGCUGUCGGGUGCCAUCAUGGGUGUCAAGGGAUUCGUCGAAGGCGGUGUCGCCUCUAUUGUUGCUGGUUGCUCCACCCACCCGCUCGACCUCAUCAAGGUCCGAAUGCAGCUCCAGGGCGAGUCCCUCCCCGCUCCGCACCAGGCCGCCCACGCCCUCCGGCCCGCCCUCGCCUUCCAUUCCCCGGCGAUUUCCGCCACCCACAUCCGCCUCCCCCACGCGCAUCCCCCUCCUCCUCCUCCUCCCCCGCCGCCGCGGCGAGUGGGUCUUGUCUCCGUCGGCGUCCGCAUCGUCCGGACCGAGGGCGUACCCGCGCUCUUCUCCGGCAUCUCCGCCACCGUCCUCCGCCAGACCCUCUACUCCACCACCCGCAUGGGGCUUUACGACAUCCUCAAGCAGAAGUGGUCCGACCCGGGGACCAACAGCAUGCCCCUGAUCCGCAAGAUCACCGCCGGUCUCGUGGCUGGAGCCGUCGGCGCGAUGGUCGGCAACCCGGCCGACGUGGCCAUGGUCCGGAUGCAGGCGGACGGGCGGCUCCCCGUGCACCAGCGCCGGAACUACCGGAGCGUGGUGGACGCCAUUGCGAGCAUGUCGAAACAGGAGGGGGUGGCGAGCCUCUGGCGCGGGUCCAGCCUCACGGUAAACCGUGCCAUGGUGGUCACGGCCUCCCAGCUCGCGACCUACGACCAGGUCAAGGAGGCGAUCCUGGAGAGCGGGGCGAUGCGGGACGGGCUCGGGACCCACGUGGCGGCGAGCUUCACGGCGGGGUUCGUGGCGGCGGUGGCGUCGAACCCAAUCGACGUGAUCAAGACCCGGGUGAUGAACAUGAAGGUGGAGCCAGGGCAGGCGCCGCCGUACGCCGGGGCGCUGGACUGCGCCAUGAAGACGAUCAGGGCGGAGGGGCCGCUGGCCCUGUACAAGGGGUUCAUACCCACCAUCUCCAGGCAGGGUCCGUUCACCGUCGUGCUGUUCGUGACCCUCGAACAAGUUCGGAAAAUUCUCAAGGACUUUUGAGAUUCGCGAACGAUGAUUAUGACGAAAGAUUUUAUAGGACUAUAGAGAGAGAGAGAUCGUGAUCGUAUUACCGUUUUGUUCUUGUUGUUCCGCCAAUUAAUCUGAAGACGAAAUCAAAAUUGGUGCUUUGCUUUA
This is a messenger RNA of Rhodamnia argentea, 1202 nucleotides long. Its product is annotated as mitochondrial uncoupling protein 5-like. Gene Ontology annotation, biological process: phosphate ion transmembrane transport; succinate transmembrane transport; malate transmembrane transport. The coding region runs from base 72 to 1067 and encodes 331 amino acids. The record is from RefSeq and is a predicted model, not a curated record. Gene Ontology annotation, cellular component: mitochondrial membrane. Gene Ontology annotation, molecular function: antiporter activity; malate transmembrane transporter activity; succinate transmembrane transporter activity. Lineage: Eukaryota; Viridiplantae; Streptophyta; Magnoliopsida; Myrtales; Myrtaceae. The transcript has 2 exons.